Molecule: messenger RNA, 3117 nt
Organism: Anopheles stephensi (Asian malaria mosquito)
Lineage: Eukaryota; Metazoa; Arthropoda; Insecta; Diptera; Culicidae
Gene: TBC1D23
Product: TBC1 domain family member 23
Exons: 2
Coding region: 334-2544 (736 amino acids)
Biological process (GO): retrograde transport, endosome to Golgi
Cellular component (GO): trans-Golgi network
Source: RefSeq, a predicted model, not a curated record
CAACGUCAGACCAAUUUGUCACAAGCAGAAAACGAAAUUUGUUGGCACUUAUUUUGCUGUGCUGAAAGUGAAGUCAAUUACAAUUAAAUCGGAGCUAAAUAACAACCCGCUGUUUCGUACUUUUUAAUUGCUAUAAAGUAAGAAUCGUUUUAAAGUAACCGUCUAACGAUGAAGACAUCAUUUCUACGUGUCACCGUAUGAGAGACACCCAAGGCGGAGGAAUCUGGUCGGAACAACAACAUCCACAUUCGGUUGCCGUGAAAGCGUUCUGCUCUGUACCGUAUUGCCCAAAGGCCAACCCACCCACCCACCCACCGUGUGUACGGCACGACGAUGGAGGACGGCGGACUGUGGUUGAUCGAGCUCGAAUCGGCCCUCCAGGAUGAUUGCACGGUGGACGACAUUUAUGCAAUAUGCCACGGAAAGGCACUCCCCGAAGCGCUACGGCUCGAUGUGUGGCAGGUGUGUCUCGGGGUGCGCAACAAACCGGACCAGCUGGCACAGUUCAACGAGAUCUACGACCUACCCUUCCAGGCGCAGCUGCGGUCGGAUUGUGAGGAAUUUGUCAGCAAGCUCGGAAAUGAGGAUGAGGACAAGGUGUCGGUCGUUUGUGACCUCGAAUCGAUACUUACCUUUUACUGUAAAAACCGCAACCUUGUGUACGAGGCAAACAAUGGUUGGGUGGAGUUGAUGUUGCCACUGCUCUCGCUCAAGCUGAUCCGGUCGGAUACGUACAACCUGUUUGAAGCUAUCCGUGAUACGUACAUUCCAAAGGGCUGCAUGAAAAAUGGGACCGUGUUUAACGUGUUCCGGUUGCUGCUGCUUUACCACGAUCCGGAACUGUGCACCAUACUGGACACGAAGCGCAUAACGCCGGAUUGCUAUGCGAUGGGCUGGUUCCAGACACUGUUUGCCUCGACCUGCACGCUCCCGGUCGUGCUGUCCAUGUGGGACCUGUACUUUCAACAGUCGGAUCCGUUCCUGGUGUUCUUCCUCAGCCUGAUCGUGCUGAUCAACCAACGUGAUCAGAUACUGACGAUGAAGGGUUCCACGAAGGAGGAACUGAUCAGCUUUCUAGUCAACAUGCCCUGCAACAUCGAGGCGGACGAUGUGCUCGAUUUCUGUUCGCUCGCACAGUAUUACUCCGUGAAAACGCCCGCCUCAUUCAAGCGCGAUCUACUCCAGGUGUUGUUUGGUGCUCAGCGAGGAUCCGGCAAGCCGGAAGGAUCGGUCGUCUCGCAGGCCCUCUGUCUGCCGGUGUCGGUGAACGAGCUGAUUGAGAACGCAUCGCUGAUAAAUCCACACCCGGAAGCAGUACGCUUCUUUCUGGUCGAUUGCCGUCCGGCGGAACAGUACAAUUCGGGACACCUUUCGACGGCGUUCCAUCUGGACAGCAAUCUGAUGCUGCAGGAACCGGAAGCAUUCCAAACGGCGGUGCAAGGAUUGCUUCGCUCACAGCGCAAUGCGAUCGAUGCUAAUUCCAAUGCGGGCGGAGAGCAUCUGUGCUUCCUGGGGUCCGGGCGGCUCGAGGAGGAUCAGUACACACACAUGGUGGUGGCAUCGUUUCUGCAGAAAAAUACCAAAUACGUAUCGCUGCUGACCGGUGGAUACGAAGCGAUACACGAAUACUUCGGUGAGAGUAUGGUCGACUGUUUGGAGGAUCAUGAUCCACUCAAGUGCUUGCUGUGCAACAAGGAACAACUACGGUACGGUGGGCCAAAGGGAAGCGGAAACAACAACAUCCAGAAAUCGCUCCCGAGCGGUGCCAACAGUGCUAGCAGCAGUGCCACAAACAGUCUCAAACGAGCGUCACAACGAUCCGGAAAUCAUAGUACGGCAAACGGCAAUGGUGCUGGCGAUCGAAAGUCCACGAUCGAUCUGUUCAGCAAACUGUCCCUGGCGAUGAAAACCAAGUCGGCCGAAGUGAAGGAAAAGCUGAUCGAUUACAUUUCCAACCCGAACGCAACCGAACCGGGAACGAGCCGUACCGGAAACGGUGCAGAGAAACACGUUUCCCGCAACGAUCGCAAUGGGAAGCGAUACCGGAACGUACCGCCAGUGUUCAGCAUCGGCGAAGACCACGAAGACGAUGAUGAGCUCAACUCGGCCGCCAGCGAAUCUUCCUCGGUAGCGCGUGGCUCGAAAACAAACGCCCAGCAGCAGCAGCAGGCCGAUCCCGGUGCGCAAGAGAUCGUUUCGAUACAGAGCUUCCUGAAAGGGCCGGACGUGAUACGAUAUUUCAAAUGUCAGGAGGUACAUCUGAACGGGUACAUGUACGACAGCUACCUGCUAGUGACCGCGACCCACAUGAUCGUACUGCGCGAGCUAGAAACGCAGCGAGAUCGGGCACGUAUCAUCGUACGCCGGUUGCUGCAGAGCAUCGUGAAGAUAACGGCCAAAAAACGCCAUCGGGAUCUGAUCACGUUCAAGUACGGCUAUCCGGAGGAGGAAAACCUGGUCAUUACGGAUAUGGAUCGGUUCCUCAUACCGAACGCGAGCGAAGUGACCGAUCUAAUCUCGCGACACAUCAUUAAGCAGACGUGAGCGUGCGAAGGACGGGGCGUCUAGUCUGUCCCUUUUAGCGUUUUUCGGGUUUUUUUUUUUGUUACCACACCAGAAGAAUAAUAGCCAUCAUCUCAAGCGCGUGCUCUAGCCAAGAAGGUAUCCAAUUCCGUCGUGCAUCGUUGUUAAUUUCGUUGUAUGUUUAUUGUAUUCCCAGUUUAUUUUAAUUACUAUUUAGUGACGCUUAUUUUAUUUUUGACGCUUAUAGCGAACGCGCAUCGGCCAAUGCGCCAUUUGUCCAAACGUUACUUAUCCCGGCAUAGAAAAGAAGUAGGAGUUUUGUAUAGCAAUGCAUCCGUGUGUGUGUGCGAGAGAGAAUAGCUCGACCGAAGUUUUAAUUUGUUUCCUUCCUUUGUAAAAGAACUAUUUAUCAGAAGAAACUGGCAGAGAACUGUGAAUCCGAGAUUUCCCAAUGAUUCCUCCACCCAGAGAGAUGUGUCUGAUGGUCGGAAAAAGAAGCUUGUGUAUAGAAAUAAACCGUAAACCCAAAGUUUUCCUUCCCCGUGCCCCGGUAGCAAGCAGGUGGGAGUUGUUACUUAAAUUUUAAAACCAAAA